AUGGCAGGUAGAAUACAUGUUGAUCUCACCUGCCACACUGUCCACUCUGCCACAACAUAUCGCCAUGUCGUAUGCACCACCACCACCUCAGCAACAGGGCUACUACGGUCCUCCUCCUCCUCAGGGACAGUAUCCUCCUCCUGCACCCAUGCAGUAUCAGCAGGGUCCACCGCCACCACCGGCCGAGGAAAAGAAGGACAGGGGCUGUUUGUAUACUUGUCUUGCGACUUUGUGCUGCUGUUGGUUGUGUGGGGAGACGUGCGAAUGUUGUUUGGAUUGUUGUGA
This is a messenger RNA of Plenodomus lingam JN3, 285 nucleotides long. The record is from RefSeq and is a predicted model, not a curated record. Lineage: Eukaryota; Fungi; Ascomycota; Dothideomycetes; Pleosporales; Leptosphaeriaceae.